AUGGUGCUUCCUACUCCGGUCACGGAGCCAGAUGUCGUUGUCCCAACGGCUCUGAGUCCGGACGAUGCUCUCCAGCGCCUCGUGGAGUCGACAUAUACGACCUCGACCCUCGAGUUCUAUCUCAACGGCACCAAGAUCCAGCUCCGUAAUCCCAAUCCCCACUGGACCCUCCUCGACUUUAUCCGCUCCCAGCAUGGCCUCAAAGGCACCAAGCUGGGCUGCGGUGAGGGCGGCUGCGGUGCCUGCACCGUAGUUCUUCAAGUGCCUGAAGCUCGGAACGGUGGACGGAUCCGCCAUCUCGCUGUGAAUGCAUGUCUGUAUCCGCUGGUCGGAGUGGUAGGAAAACAUGUCAUUACAGUCGAGGGUUUGGGGAACGUGAACAAUCCCCAUCCUCUUCAAGAGCGUCUAGCAAAGCUCCAUGGCUCACAAUGCGGCUUCUGUACUCCUGGUAUUGUUAUGUCGCUCUAUGCGAUGAUCCGCAAUGCCUACGACCCACAAUCCGGGAAAUUCAAGCUCUCCGAAGAGGACAUCGAACUCAAAGGCCAUUUGGAUGGAAACCUGUGUCGAUGCACCGGUUACAAACCUAUCCUGCAAGCCGCAAAGACAUUCGUCACCGAAGAUCUCCAGGGUCAGUUGGCGGACGAUUCUGUAGGCACAGCUGUCCCACCAGUGGAACAAAACGGUGUCUCCUAUCUGGAGGCAUCUCUAUCGACGUCCUCUACUGCCAAAGGAUCGUGCGGCCGACCAGGAGGCUGUUGUCGCGACGAUCCUGCAAGAAAAUCCUGUUCUUCAGCUUCCUCUGGCGAGGCAAGCCAAUCAUCCAGCGACGAGGAGACGUCCAUCACAAGUCAAUCAGAUGAGGAUGGAGAGGAAUCAAAGCCUUGGACGAGCACCAAAUCCGUGCCGCAGUUCAACUUUCGCCCGUAUUCGCCAUCUACGGAGUUGAUCUAUCCCCCCGCCUUGCGCAAAUUCGUGCACCUGCCGAUCUGCUAUGGCGAUGAGAACAAGGUCUGGCUUCGGCCGGUCAAGUUGCAGCAGUUGGUCGAAUUACUUGCCGCCUAUCCCUCUGCGAAACUUGUCAGUGGGGCCAGCGAGGUACAGAUCGAGGUUCGUUUCAAGGCGUCAAAUUAUCCAGUCUCGGUUUUUAUCGGUGACAUCGACGAGCUCACGGCCAUAUCGGUGCCGGAAGAUGUGACGACGAUGAAGGAGAUGGUGAUUGGCGGCAAUACGUCCCUGACGGAUAUCGAAGCCGUGUGUUCGGAUUUAUCAUCGAAGCUGGGUCUCCGGGGCUCGGUAUUUGGGGCGAUGGCCAAGGUGCUCAGAUACUUCGCAGGACGUCAGAUCCGGAAUGCUGCGUCACUGGCAGGUAACAUAGCUACUGCCUCGCCGAUCUCAGAUAUGAAUCCUGUGCUCAUGGCGGUGAACGCCACCGUUGUGGCGCUCACCGCAAAGGAAGAGGUCUCUCUACCAAUGGCUUCCAUGUUUCAAGGCUACAGGAAAACGUCCCUGCCUCCUGGGAGUGUCAUAACCCGGAUUCAGAUCCCGAUACCCGCCCCUGGGGUGAUGGAACUCACAAAGUCCUACAAGCAAUCCAAAAGGAAGGAGGAUGACAUUGCAAUCGUCACCGCUGGAUUUCGGGUCAGACUCAACGAAAAAGGUAUUGUGGAAGACGUAUCCUUGGCGUACGGUGGUAUGGCUCCUGUGACGCUGUUGGCUACGGACUGCGCCAAGUUUUUGAUCGGGAAGCAGUGGAAGUCUUCCCAGACACUGCAGGGAGCCCUUAAGACUCUGGAGCAGACAUUCCAGCUUCCGUAUGGGGUUCCUGGAGGCAUGGCCACUUACCGGAGGACGUUGGCUCUGUCCAUGUUCUUCCGCUUCUGGCACGAGGUCAUUGCAGAGAUUAAGCUGGGCGAAGUUGACCCAGGCCUAAUUGAGGAGAUUCACCGUAGCGUGUCGUCCGGCACAAGGGACAAUUAUAAUCCACACGAGCAGAGAGUGGUGGGCAAGCAAAUUCCUCACCUGUCGGGUCUUAAACAUACCACCGGCGAGGCAGAGUAUCUCGACGACAUGCCACAUCACGAUCGCGAGCUUUACGGAGCGCUCGUUCUGUCCCAGAAAGCGCAUGCGAUUAUCAAGUCGGUUGAUUGGAGCCCUGCUCUCAAGCCUGGACUGGCUCUUGGAUAUAUUGACAAGAAUAGCAUAGACCCCGAAAGGAAUAGCUGGGGAAUGAUCAAGGAUGAACCCUGGUUUGCAACAGACAAAGUUUACUCUCAUGGUCAACCGAUUGGGAUGGUGUACGCCGAAACGGCGCUGAAGGCGCAAGAAGCUGCUCGCGCUGUCAGGGUCGAAUACGAAGAGUUGAAGCCGAUCCUGACGAUCGAUGAAGCCAUUGAGGCGAAGAGCUUCUAUCCCUAUGGCAAGGAACUCCGCAAAGGGGCUCCUCCAGAGGAAAUGGCGCAGGUAUUUGCGAAAUGUGAUCGUGUUUUCGAGGGCGUCAGCAGAGUGGGUGGACAGGAACAUUUCUACCUCGAGACGAAUGCUGCCAUGGUCAUUCCUCAUGCGGAGGAUAAUUCGAUGGAAGUUUGGUCUUCUACCCAACACACGAUGGAGAUCCAGGAAACGAUUAGCCGUGUAACUGGCAUACCAAGCAACCGCAUCAACGCCAGGGUCAAGCGGAUGGGCGGCGCGUUUGGAGGGAAAGAGUCGCGGAGUGCUCAGCUUGCGGGAUUACUGGCGAUCGCCGCGAUGAAAGAGCGUCGACCGAUGAGGGCGAUGCUGAAUCGUGAUGAAGACAUGAUAACCACCGGCCAGAGACACCCAAUUAAAUGCCGGUGGAAAGUGGGAGUAAUGAACGACGGUACACUUGUGGCACUAGAAGCGGAUUGUUACAACAACGCCGGUUAUUCGCUCGACAUGAGUGCGUCUGUGAUGGAUCGAUGCAUGACGCACAUCGACAACUGCUACCAGAUUCCCAACGUGCACAUUCGCGGCUGGGUCUGCAAGACCAACACCCACAGCAACACCGCCUUCCGUGGGUUCGGGGCUCCCCAGGCGAUGUUUUUCACUGAAACCUUUAUGAACGCCGUUGCGGAGGGGCUAAAUAUGGAUAUCGACGAGCUGCGAUGGAAAAACCUGUACAAACAGGGGGAUCGAACGCCAUUCUUGCAGAUGAUCGAUGAGGACUGGCACAUUCCCAUGUUGCUGGAGCAGGUGAGAAAGGAGGCUCGGUACGACGAGCGAAAGGCCCAAGUGGCGCAGUUCAAUUCGCGAAACAAGUGGAAGAAACGGGGCAUCUGUCUGAUUCCGACCAAGUUUGGGCUGUCGUUCGCAACGGCAUUGCAUCUCAACCAGGGCGCGGCGUCAGUCAAGAUCUACACCGACGGCACCGUGCUUCUCAACCACGGCGGCACGGAGAUGGGCCAGGGACUCUACACCAAGAUGUGCCAGAUUGCGGCGCAGGAGCUCAAUGUCCCCUUGGAGAAUGUGUAUACUGCAGAUACGUCAUCGUAUCAGACGCCAAAUGCUUCCCCUACGGCUGCCUCGUCGGGCAGCGACCUCAACGGCAUGGCGAUCAAGGACGCGUGCGACCAGCUGAACGAGCGACUGCGCCCGUACUGGGAGAGAUUCGGGCCCAAGGCGGAUUUCAAGGAUAUUGUCCAAGCCGCGUACAAGGACAGGGUGAAUCUCGCUGCGACAGGACACUGGAAAAUGCCGCGGAUUGGGUAUCAAUUUGGGAAUUACGAUCCAGAGACUGUCAAGCCGAUGUACUACUACUUCACUCAGGUAGAAAUAACCAUUUCUUUUUCCGUGUUGAAUUUGGAUAGCGAUCACACGGUGCUGCGCACAGAUAUCAAGAUGGACGUUGGCCGCUCCAUCAACCCGGCGAUCGACUACGGGCAGAUCGAAGGCGCCUUCGUGCAGGGACAGGGGCUGUUCACGAUUGAAGAGUCUCUCUGGACGAACGACGGCAGCGGGCAGCUCGCGACUCGCGGACCGGGGACGUACAAGAUCCCUGGCUUCAGCGACAUUCCGCAGGAGUUCAACGUCAGUUUCCUACAGGGGGUGUCGUGGAAGAGCAUCCGUUCGAUCCAGAGCAGCAAGGGUAUUGGCGAGCCGCCGCUGUUUCUGGGGUCGACGGUGCUGUUCGCAUUGCGGGAGGCGCUGCGCAGCGCGAGGGCAGACAAUGGUGUCACUGAACCUCUGCUCCUGGACUCGCCGGCGACAGCGGAGAGGCUGCGGUUGGCCGUAGGCGAUGCCCUGGUCAAGAUGGCUACUGUCACGCCAAAGCCUGGCGAGAAGCCAUUCUUCCUGACUGUGUCGUAG
Molecule: messenger RNA, 4323 nt
Organism: Rasamsonia emersonii CBS 393.64
Lineage: Eukaryota; Fungi; Ascomycota; Eurotiomycetes; Eurotiales; Trichocomaceae
Product: Xanthine dehydrogenase
Exons: 5
Coding region: 1-4323 (1440 amino acids)
Molecular function (GO): FAD binding; 2 iron, 2 sulfur cluster binding; iron ion binding
Source: RefSeq, a predicted model, not a curated record